Molecule: messenger RNA, 1446 nt
Organism: Dromaius novaehollandiae (emu)
Lineage: Eukaryota; Metazoa; Chordata; Aves; Casuariiformes; Dromaiidae
Product: gamma-2-syntrophin-like
Exons: 12
Coding region: 1-1161 (386 amino acids)
Cellular component (GO): intracellular anatomical structure; dystrophin-associated glycoprotein complex
Molecular function (GO): protein binding; structural molecule activity
Source: RefSeq, a predicted model, not a curated record
AUGGUCCUCAGACCAAAGCACAAGGUAGAGUGUGUAAGAGUGUCCAGCACAGCCCUGGCCUUUGGACUCUGCGGUUGGACUAAAACUGGUAUUGCAUUGUUGUAUGAUGAAGUAUCUGAAAAUGCCUAUGACAUCCGACUGAAGCUUACAAAAGAGGUAUUAACAAUUCAAAAACAAGAUGUCGUCUGUGUUAGUGGAAGUGAUCACAGUGCAAAUCACAGAACUGUUACACUUCGUAGACAACCAGUUGGUGGCUUGGUCUUAAGCAGAAAGGGUGGUGCUGAGCACAAAGUGCCUGUCGUCAUAUCAAAAAUAUUUAAAGACCAAGCAGCUGACCAAACAGGAAUGUUAUUCAUAGGAGAUGCAAUAAUACAGGUUAAUGGUAUUAAUGUAGAAAGUGCUACCCAUGAAGAAGUGGCUCCGUCAUCACCUUCUUCACCCAUAGCUAAUGAACCAAAAUACGAGAAGCGCUGGCUAGACACCUUAUCAGUUCCUCUGUCGAUGGCUCACAUCUCGAGGUACAAAGCUGGAACAGAUAAAUUAAGAUCUAAUGCAUUUGAAGUGCUGGCACUCGAUGGAGUUAGUACUGGUAUACUUCAGUUAUAUACAGCCCAGGAGAGUGCUGACUGUCUGAGAGCAAUAUCAACUAACAUCAGUGGUUUGACACUUCAAAAUAUGAAAAUGACAAAUAAAUGCUGUUCUCCCUCAGACCAGGUCAUACAUAUGGGAUGGGUAAAUGAGAAACUUGAAGGAACUGAUUCAUCUCAGCUCUACAAAUUCAAGUUUCUGGCACUGAAGGGUUCAUCCUUCUACAUUUUCAGCACUCCACCGGUAAGCACACUAGACUGGGUACGAGCUGAAAAAAUCUAUAACCUCUGUGAGGUUCUGUUUAAAAUUCACAAGAUGAAGAGUCACAUACUGAAACAUGUCUUUCAGCUCUGGCUUGCUGAUGAUUGCUGGCUACAAGCAAACUUGUAUUUAGGUAUUCAUCAAGACUAUGAUCUUGAAGACCAGAGGCCAUAUUGUUUCAGUGUUAUGGUUGGACAUGGCAAGAGUCAUUAUUUCAAUGUAGAGCUUGGCAUUGAGUUGGCAGUGUGGGAGAAAUCUUUUCAAAGAGCAAUUUUCUUGGAAGUUCAAAGAACAGGGGUAAGUAAUGAAUAAUUUGAAUCCUGGAGCCAUUUCAUCAGUAAAAUAUUCUGUAACAAAUUUUAGCAAAGUUACUGCAUAUGUUUAAUAAUUGUUUCAGAUUAAUAUGCACUGUGAGUAAAGAUCUGAGUAUACUUUAAUACACCAAAGGCUUCUGAAAGCUUCAUCAUCACAUAAAUAUUUAUCUGUCUAUGACUGUGUGAUAACACUGUAUGAGUAUAUUAUGACAGUUUGAAAAUUAGAAGUAGUAAUGUAUAAAUUUACUUUGAUUACAAUAAACUGGAAAUUGAUACAUUCUGC